UCAUUUGCCAAAAAGCGUGCAAAUAGAGCAAAGUAAAAAUGCUAGCAAUACACUCCCCAGUUUUAUUGUUCACAUUUAUUUCAUUUAUUCUUGUUCAUUCUCAAUUAAAAUGGGUAGUUGAAGCGCAAGUAAUUCCUCCAAAUUUCGACGGAUUUGUGCAUGGAAAUCCAAGGAAAUUCAACCCAAAAAGAAUUCUAAUUGAAGCUUUCUUUGAUCCACUUUGCCCUGAUACUCGAGACUCCUGGCCACCUCUCAAACAUGCCCUUCACCAUUAUGGCUCCAAAGUUUCGCUUGUUGUUCAUCCUUUUCCCCUUCCGUACCAUGACAACGCGUAUGUUUCAUCUCGGGCAAUUCAUGUAGUUAAUGAAUUGAACAAAUCUGCGACAUUUCCCUUAUGGGAAAGUUUCUUCAAGGGUCAGGAACAAUUUUACAACGAGAAGACUAGUAAUUGGACAAGAAAUGAGGCCGUUGAUCACAUAGUAGACUUUGUAACAAAAACCGUAGGUGAAGAAUACAAGUCUGAUUUAAUAUCUGGCCUCAAUGAUCCGAAUACUGAUCAAAAAACAAGAGUUUCAUUCAAGUAUGCUAGUUCACGGGGCGUGAUUGGAACACCAUCUUUCAUUGUCAAUGGCUUUGCUUUACCUGAUGAAGGCUCUGCUAUAGACUACAAAGCAUGGAGGAAGGUUAUUGAUCCUCUGGUUAGUUCAAAGAAGUAAGAUGAAUGAGUGAACUAGGAAUCUUAGUAUUUCAAGUAUCUAAUUCGUACGAGUAUAUGUUUGUGUAGAUUAUCUUCUUUCUAUUAGCUAUAGCAAUGUGGCGGAGGAACUAUGUAAAUAAAGACCACUGGUCUUUGCACUAGGACAUUUCACAUUUAAAAUUUGAAAAAAGUGCGUUAUUUAUCCUUUAUCUUCUCUAUCGUGGGACAAUUCUUGUGAUUGAUUUAUAGUCUCAACCAACAAAUAUGAAGUACAUAAUUGAUCUAAAAGGAUUGGAUUAAAAAAACGUGUUAAGAAUUUUAGAAUUAAAAUCCUUGACGUACGAGGAGAAGGUUAUAUGAAGUAUUUUUUAAGAUGAUUAGAACUACAAAAGAACAAUCACGAAUAUGGUCAAAGAUUGGUUUUUUUUUUUUUUUUUUUA
This is a messenger RNA of Chenopodium quinoa (quinoa), 1137 nucleotides long. RefSeq lists its product as uncharacterized. Lineage: Eukaryota; Viridiplantae; Streptophyta; Magnoliopsida; Caryophyllales; Amaranthaceae. The transcript is spliced from 4 exons. The record is from RefSeq and is a predicted model, not a curated record. Bases 39 to 716 code for a protein of 225 amino acids.